AUGCGCCUGCGUGAACAGGUACGAUGCUUAAGCAUCACCCCACAGUCACAAUCCGGUCACUCUAAAUGGUCUUCAAUAAAACACGACAAAGCCAAGAAUGAUGCUGGAAAGUCCAAGCAACGCUCCCUCAUGACACGAGACAUCACCAACGCCGUCAAACUCGCCGGUCCCAAUCCCGACAUGAACCCUCGUCUUGCCCUCGCAAUCACUCUGGCCAAGAAGGCCGCUGUUCCAAAGGCUUCCAUUGAAGCUGCGAUAGCACGAGGACAGGGCCUUUCCUCCACUGGCGCAGCACUCGAAUCAUUAGUAGUCGAGGCCGUGCUUCCGGCUUCAGUCGCGACGAUAAUAGAGUGUCAGACGGACAACAAGUUGCGUGCGCUAGCAGAUCUGCGAUUGGUGGUCAAAGACGCAAAAGGUACCAUGUCAACAGUAGGCUAUCUCUUUGAGAAGAAAGGGCGCAUAAUAUUGGGACGGAAAGAUGGCAUGGGUGUUGACGAAGUGCUCGAGCCUGCAUUGGACGCUGGUGUUCAGGAUGUAGAGGACGAUGAACAAGGAAGGGUGGUCCUAUACACAGAGCCAGCCCAGACCAAGAUAAUAGCGGAGAAGCUGUCGAAAGAGUUGGAUAUGGAGAUCGAGGAGAGCGAAAUCAUAUAUGCCCCUAACGAGGACACAAAAGUCCCGCUAGACGACGAAGGGUCGGCAAAAGAAAUUGCCUCUUUUUUAGACGGACUGCAAGAAGUGCAAGGCGUGCAAGGCGUGUACAUGAACUGGACAAAGGGCAACAUCUCAGAUGAUCUGUGGGAAGAGUUGCGCACAAAGGCGGCUGUAUAG
Plenodomus lingam JN3 is the source of this 831-nucleotide messenger RNA. RefSeq lists its product as uncharacterized. NCBI's taxonomy places the organism in Eukaryota, Fungi, Ascomycota, Dothideomycetes, Pleosporales, Leptosphaeriaceae. Gene Ontology annotation, cellular component: mitochondrion. The record is from RefSeq and is a predicted model, not a curated record.